Molecule: messenger RNA, 6198 nt
Organism: Scatophagus argus
Lineage: Eukaryota; Metazoa; Chordata; Actinopteri; Scatophagidae
Gene: sema4gb
Product: sema domain, immunoglobulin domain (Ig), transmembrane domain (TM) and short cytoplasmic domain, (semaphorin) 4Gb
Exons: 15
Coding region: 225-2882 (885 amino acids)
Biological process (GO): semaphorin-plexin signaling pathway; axon guidance; negative regulation of axon extension involved in axon guidance
Molecular function (GO): semaphorin receptor binding; chemorepellent activity
Source: RefSeq, a predicted model, not a curated record
GUAACUGCAGCAGCAGCAGCAGCAGCAGUAGCUCGCCGCGCAGAGGAGAGGACGCAUCGGCGGAAUUUCUGUGGACUCAGACUGUGUGUGUGUUGUCAAGUGGAGGACAAUCAGAGAGUCUACAACUGCUUGCUGCUGGGCCUGAAGGUUUCUCUCACUCAGAUUUUGGGUGUUAGACAAAUUGCAACCGAGGUCGUGCUUGGACUGAGGUCUGUGUGUCAAACAUGGGAGACCAGAGAUCAGUCCAGCCCCUCCUGCUCCUGCUGCUGCUCCUGAUGCUCCUCGCCAGGAUGUCACAGCUGUGGGCCUUCCCCUUCAGCCCGUCCCUGGAUCUGGAUGUCACCCCCAGGACUACUGUCUUCUCCAAAGGUCUGCUGGGCGGCGCCCGUUUCGCCGGCUCGUCCCGGAACUACAGCACCCUGCUGCUGGAGGAGGAGUCCGGGCUGCUGUACGUGGGAGCCAGAGGAGCUCUGUACGCCCUCAACACCUCCAACAUCUCCACACCUGCCAACCUGACAAUUGAUUGGGAUGCUUCCCCUGAGCAGAAGAAGCAGUGUCUAAACAAAGGCAGAGACAAUCAGACAGAGUGUUAUAAUCACAUCCGCUUCCUGCAGCGGUACAACGAGACUCACCUGUACGUCUGUGGAACGAACGCCUUCAGACCUCUUUGUGCUUACAUAGAUGCCGAGCGGUUCAGCUUCUCCUCGGGCUUCGAGGAGGGCAGGGACAGGUGUCCUUAUGACCCAGCGAAGGGGUACACUGGUCUCCUCGUUGACGGCGAGAUGUUCACGGCCUCUCAGUACGAGUUUCGCAGCUCUCCAGAUGUGCGUAGAAACUUCCCCUUUCCCACGCUCAGAACGGAGGAGGCCCCCACCCGGUGGCUUCUGGAGGCAGAUUUUGUGGGCUCCGUGCUGCUGAAGGAGAGCAUCAACAGCUCCAUCGGUGACGAUGACAAGAUUUACUUCUUCUUCACGGAGAGAAGCCAGGAGCAGAUUGCCUACCCGAGUCAGACCAAGGUGUCCAGGGUGGCCCGGGUCUGCAAGAAUGACUGGGGUGGCCAGAGGACCCUGCAGAGGAAGUGGACCUCCUUCCUCAAGGCCAGAAUGGUGUGUUCAGUCCCAGAAUACGAGCUGCACCUCAACAUCCUGCGCAGUGUGUUUGUCCUGCAGGGUCGAGACGCUCAAAGCAGCGUUUUUUAUGGCAUAUUUGGCCUGGAAUGGAAGAAUAUCAAAGCAACUGCUAUCUGCCAGUACGCCUUCUCAGAUGUUCACAAGGCAUUUGAGGGACCGUACAUGGAGGUGCAGGACUCAAAGUGGAGGGAGUUCACCGGCAAAGUUCCAGAACCAAGACCUGGAGCCUGUAUAACAGAUCUGCACAGGUCCCAAGGCAUCAACUCGACUCGAGACCUCCCGGACAACGUCCUCACCUUCGCCAGGAGGCACCCGCUGAUGGCCAGCCAGGUGCACCCAAUAGGGGCACGCCCGCUCAUGUUCAAGAGGAGCGUCAACUACGUGAAGAUAGCCGUGCACAAGGAGCCGGCGCUGGAUGGGAACAUUUAUACUGUUCUGUUUCUGGGAACUGAUGACGGGUGGCUGCACCGAACUGUAGACAUCGAUGGAGAAAUGCACAUCAUAGAGGAGCUGCAGCUGUUUGACAAACCGCAGCCCAUAGAGAGCAUGGUCAUAUCCUCUGCUCUGCGGAGUAUCUACGUCGGCUCCGGCUCCGGACUGGUGCAGGUGCCGAUGUCGGUCUGUCGGAGGUACACUUCCUGUUAUGACUGCGUGUUUGCCAGAGAUCCGUUCUGUGGCUGGGACGGGAGGGAGUGUGUGGAAAUAUCUUCACGUGCUCAGAGGUCAAACCUAACCCAGGAUAUCUUGAGAGGGAUCAGGGGCUGUAAGGAGAACUCAGGAAAUGUGGUCCUUCGGAGGCGUUCUGUGAUGGCGGGUGAUGAUGUGCUACUCCAGUGCGAACUGCGCUCCAACCUGGCAACUCCACGCUGGACGCUCAACGGCAAAGAACUCCAGGGAUACGGCCUCAAUUCGGGCUACCGCAUCGGCACAGAUGGCCUCCUCAUAAUCGGAGCUCGUGCUCAGCAGAGCGGGUCUUAUCGCUGCUUUGCUGUCGAGAACUCCGUCUCAGUCCUGGUGUAUCUUUACAUGGUCAGGGUGCACACAGACUCGUACUUCCCCGUGGAGCCCACAGCUACAACUAACCCUACGACAGUUUCAAGCCCGACCAUUUUCUCCAGCAGCAGCCCCACUGAGCAGCCCCUGCCCUCACCUCCUGCCCCGCUGCCUCCAGCGCCCGAGUUCCAGACCUACAGACACAUGGAGGCUGUGUACAUUUCCCUGGUGGCGGUUCUUGGAGGGCUUUGCCUGGUGUUGACUGUGGUGCUGCUUUAUGUGAGCUUCUGCACCAGGCGGGCCCCGCAGAACAGAAAGUUUUCCCAGCAGGGGCUGCACGUCCUCGGGGCCUCUGAGAGAAAGAGGAGCUCCCAUCUUGAACUUAAAACAAUCUCCAGCCACUGCAACGGCCGCCAGGAUCGUCGGUCCAUCUCGGUGCCAACUUUCGGGGACUUGGGUGACGGCUUCCUCCAGAUAGUUCCAGGUGAGGGGCAGCUGUCUCCAACCAAAACACCUCCCCCAGCCCCACCUCUUCCAAUGCCACCUCCUCUGCCCAACAUGGACUACGCCAACGGGCUGUCAGCCACCCUGCCGAGCGUGCUGAGGAAGAUGAACGGGAACAGCUACGUGCUGCUGAGGCAGGCCGACUCCGAGGGCAUGUCGCCGCUCUACCACUCCUUCACGGAGGAGCUCAACAGGAUCCUGGAGAAGAGGAAACACACACAGCUGGACUUGGAACCUGAUGAGAGCUCCAUCUAGGAAGGACUUCUCAGUCUUUGUCCCACAGUUAUUUAUUUUUACCCCAAUGGUGACCCGUAGAUGUGGGGAAACUGACUGUUGUAUCAAAUGCUGCUGUUAUUUACCCAGUGUCAGAGUACCUGCAGGCCGUGUCCUAACCUGAUCUGAAAUGUGCAGCCUCCUGUGUCUGCCCUGACAAAUAGCCCAUUAUUUCACCUCAACAAUGGACCACACUAACCUGAGACUGCUAUUCAAAAAGUGGAGCUGUGAAAAAAAAUUGCCCCAUACACUGCACUAUUACAAAUGACAAUGAGUAGGGAGCACAAUGAUGCUACCUCAGUGUCGGCUCUCUAGGGAAAGAUGGUGGUCAGACGACACAAAAAGGCGAAAUGAGUAAAUAAAUUUUUUAAAAUCUGACAAGGAGGCGAUUUUCUGAGACUGUAGAAGUGUUCAUGAGGUUUUUAAUGCCAUGUCAUAUUAGCCUCCUGUGGAGCUUAAAGUAAUACUCCACCCAAAAUCCGAGCUGAACCCCCUCAACUCUCUUUCUACAAAUGCACUCAUCUACCAAACUAAAGGACUAUUUAUCAGUUUAAACAAGUUCCAAGGAUAUGCAAGUAUCCAGCAAGCAUGGGAAGAAGACUGAGCUGCAAGACUGGUUCAGCAAAUGUCAUUUUUAACAAUGAAAACUUUGUCCAGAUCGAGGCUGCAACUAAUGGUUGUUCUCAUGAUUAAUCUUUGGCACUUUUGCUUCAUAAAUGAUGAUUAAUCAACUAACUGUCAUGAAUUCAUUCUGACUGCAAGCCUCUGUUCUCCAUGAAGCAGAAAUACAGUCGUUUUACAGCCACCCUUCAAGCCCACAGGAGUUGUCUGCUUGAAACUAUAGACCUUGUGUUGAGAAUCAUUUUAAGGGUUCUGUUACAGUGUAAGACAAAUCAUACAUUUGAGUUUAUUUAAACCACUCUCCAUUUUCCUCUGUUCUCAUGUUGCAGCCGUUGGUAGCAAUUUGUUGUGUCGUUGCUGGUGGAAACACUUGUGGCAAACUGUGAAACAAUUUGGAUUUCUUUUCUUGGUGUCUUUCUGUUUUUAGCAUCUGUGUGAGAAAAGACAUGCAGCUGUAGGACAGUAGCUUAUUAAAGAGCAGUGCCAGUGCCAGCUAUGUCAAAGAGGGAUUAAAACACCAGAUUAUUUCAAAAUGAUGUUACAAAGAGGCAAAAUGCUCUUCAUCAGGUUUGUGUUUGUCCUCCGCUGUGAAAGAGUCGCUGGUGGCGAGUCGCCAAAUCGCACUGGAGAAGACCUUCACAUGUGCAACCCACAAAGGUGUCCUCUGUGUUUACCUGACAUCAGAGCAAUGCCAAAACAACAAGAGCUGCACAGCCCACAGUAUUUCCUUGGCAGGGUGAACAGUGCUAUGAUUAAAUAGCACAUGUAUAACUUAGAGGGAAGUGACUGAAAUGAAUCUCUGAGUGGUUUGUAAACGUGUCACGGCCGGUGGAAAAUAAAGAUCUGUCUUUAUUGCAAAGUGUUGAAUCAGCUUUGUAGCAGUGACUCAGUGGCAGCCCUCUGUGGCGACUCGACUGUGCAUUUGUCAGAGUCGCUGACAGUAACAGCAGCACUUGGCUCCCCUCCGCAGAGAGAGGAGGGGGGCUUCUUGUCCGUUUGCAUAGGGCGCUGUCGUCUCUGCAGGUAGAAGCAGACAGGAAACAUUUGACCUGAGUGUCCUGGUUAGCCAUGCAGGGAACAGAUGAUGAUGCGACAAGGCAGGAGCUGUUUUGCACUUGCAGGUCUUCUUGUCUGCCUUGUAAAACACUUUAUUCUGAACUUGUUUUGGUUGAGAGUAUAGUCCAGACGAUGCACUUUAUGGAGACUGAUAAAUGCCCAAAUCUGGAUGGAAGAAAUUCAGUCUGACUUAAGGCCUCAGUAUGAUUCAAAUAAAGCAUUUAUGUGCUUGCUUGCUUGCUUAUGAGGUUCUUUUUUAAAUCUUUGCACAGCAAAUUUAGUCACAUUUUGUAUGUACAUCUGAGCGUAACGCCAUGAGUAUUGUUGAGGAGAGAUGGCCCAAAACUGUGUCCACAGUCACAGGGAAUGUUGGCAGGCAUUUUGGCCAUCAGGAACAGGUUUAACACCUUUAGACAGAUGAUUAUAAGCAUACUGAAAAUUUAAAAACUGUGCAGUCCUACAUUAUUUCAAAACAUCAGACAGAUUUUAUUAUAAAUAGAUUUUUUUUGAUGGAAGAAAUCUUUUUAAUGUAUGUUAUCAAUCAUUUCAUUAGAUGCCAUAAAAACAGUAGAUUGGGUUGAGUGGGCUUACUCAGAGUUCGGACCAGGAAAAUAUUUUUAGAACUUGGCUAGAGCUGUUGUGUUUCUUGUGUGGCUCCAAUAAAAAUAUUUCUAAAUAUUUUCCUAUUGACUGUGGCACAAGCCAGGGACUUUUGCUGUCCUUAUGAAUGAAUCCAAACAUGGAUAUUAUUUGGGGGGGAGCUGGACAGAAAAUCUCACUGUAUGCAGAUGACCUGCUCUUAUACAUUUCACAUCCUAUCGGACCAAUAUCGCAUGUACUUGACAUACUUUCACAUUUGUGGGGAAUAUCCGACUAUAAAUUAUCUGUCGGUUAGUGCUGAAAAAGUGUUUAAUUUUGCCUGGCCACUGGACCUGAAAUGUGUGUCCUGGACAGCCAUGCAGAGAACAGAUGACAAAACAAUUGGACGUGUUGGCAGAAGCUGUGUAUGUAUCGCAUGUGUUCCAGCUUUCCUUCUCGUCAGCCUUUUUCGUCCUCUCGCUUGUUUUCAUCCUCAUCUUCAUUCCUCCCCUCUCUCGCUCCCUGCUGCCUACUUUGUUUUCCCGUCUCAUCACCUCUGCAUGACAGUAUCAUCUAUUACUCUCUCUGCUCACACUCACACUCUCUCAAGGACCCUGCUGAGUUUACAAACAGCCAUGAUGGUCCCCCUCUAACCAAUUAGAAGCAGUUUUCAAAGGGUCCUGGAGUUUGUGUUUGUGAAAGCAUCAGAAAACAACUGAAUUUUCUACAUUAGCUUAUAAACACAAUAUAUUUCUAGCUGAUGUUAUGAUUUGUGGCAGCUUAGAUAUGAAUCUAUGUCCCUAAAUUAUAAUGUAGAAAAAGUGCUCAGAAAGAUUUAAAGAUAUUGUUUUCUGAUCUGUGCUGACAAAUCAUGUGCAAAUCAUGUGAACAUUUCAUUUUAUUUAACUCAUAAUUGAGAGGAAAUGUUUGAAAUGUUUGUAUCAAGUUCAGCAUGUCACUGUAUGUAUGUAUUAUAUGGAAGCUUCCAGAAUCAAGUUCUGUCACCAUCCUGAACAAGUUAAAAGCUUCAUCUGAAUCUGAA